Molecule: messenger RNA, 3097 nt
Organism: Scophthalmus maximus (turbot)
Lineage: Eukaryota; Metazoa; Chordata; Actinopteri; Pleuronectiformes; Scophthalmidae
Gene: ttyh2
Product: tweety family member 2
Exons: 16
Coding region: 65-1966 (633 amino acids)
Cellular component (GO): plasma membrane
Molecular function (GO): intracellularly calcium-gated chloride channel activity; volume-sensitive chloride channel activity
Source: RefSeq, a predicted model, not a curated record
AUGAUAUAAAUCGUCAGUGAACAUGUGCAUGCAACGAACAGUUUGACCUCCGGCAGAUGUUCGGAUGAUUCUCUCCAAAUCCUCCCUUUUUGGAGCGGCGUCUUUGCGCGCCCCCGCGUCCCCUCAUGUCCCGAGCCCUUUUCUCUAUCGGCGCGCGUCCCCGCCGCUGACUGCGCUGUGCGCUCGGAGCAGCUGUCGGUCGGUCGGUCGGUCGGUCGGAGAGAAGCUGCGGGGUCCAGACGCGGACGCGGAGACAUGGACGCACUGUGAUCCAUUCGUUUCUGUUGGAGCCAGCCCCCUCUUCGCUUUGUCUUUGCCUCUGCGGGGACUUUGGCGGAUGUCUCGGGUGGAUUACAUUGCGCCCUGGUGGACUUACUGGCUCCACAAUUUCCCCCACAUCAACCUGAGGUUCCAGCCCAUUGACAACAGCUUCCAGCCCGAGGAGGAGAACUACCAGCAGUCUCUCAUAUUCCUGGCCUGCGUGGUGGCCGCGGGGCUCGGCGUCAACCUGCUGUGUCUCGCCAUCUACCUGAGCUGCUUGUGCUGCUGCCGCAAAGAUGAGGAGGAGGAGAGCAAGAAGCCCAACUCCUGCUGCGUCACCUGGUCCGCGGUGGCUGCCGGCCUCAUCACAUGCGUCGCUGUGGGUGUGGGUUUCUAUGGCAACAGUGAGACGAACGACGGCGUGUACCAGUUGACCUACUCCCUGUACAACGCCAAUCACACGCUGGGCGGUGUGGACAGUCUGGUCACCGGCACCAUGGGCAACAUGAAGACGGGCCUGCACCAGCACCUCGCGAGGCUGGACGAGAUCUUCGCCACGCGCGGCGACUACGUGCAGACGCUGCAGUUCAUGCAGCAGAUGGCGGACAACGUGAUCAAGCAGCUGCUGGGCCUGCCCGACUGGGUGGACGCUAACGUGGACCUGGCAACCAUCGCGGAUCAAACGGCGAGCGUAGAGUACUACAGAUGGCUCACCUACCUGCUGAUCCUCAUCCUGGACCUCAUCAUCUGCCUGCUGGCCUGUCUGGGCCUGGCCAAGCAGUCUCGCUGGCUGCUCACCACGAUGAUGGUGUUCGGAGUGCUGACGCUGGUCCUGAGCUGGACGUCUCUGGGAGCCGACCUGGCCGCUGCUGUGGGCACGAGUGACUUCUGCGUGUCCCCAGACAAGUACGUCAUGAGCCAGACAAAGAGCAUCGUCGGCGCUGAUAUUGUUCAUUACUACCUUUACUGCAACCAAACUCUCUCCAAUCCUUUCCAGCAGCCUCUGACCAUCUUCCAGAGGUCCCUGACCACCAUGCAGAUCCAGAUCCAGAGUCUGCUGCAGUUUGCCGUGCCUCUGUUCCCCACAGCUGAGAGAGACCUACUGGGUAUCCAGAAUUUGCUCAACUCCUCGGAGGCCAGUCUGCACCAGCUGACCGCCCUGCUGGACUGCAGGGGGCUCAACAAGGACUACCUGGAUGCGAUGGUGGGGGUGUGCUACGACGGGGUGGAGGGGGUGCUCUACCUCUGCCUCUUCUCCGUCCUUGCGGCCUGUGCCUUCACUGUCAUGCUGUGUGCCAUUCCCAGGGCAUGGAGACAAAUCGCCUGCAGGGAGCGGGAUUACGACGACAUCGACGAGGAGGACCCGUUCAACCCCCGGGCGAGGAGGAUAGCCUCCCCGAACCCCAACCACGCCAACAUGCACAGCUUCUGCAGCUACAGCAGCAGCAUAGGCAGCCAGAGCAGCCUGCACCCGCCCGCCCCCGCCGCGGCCCACGCCCCCAUGACCGAGUACAUGAACCAGACGCCGGCGCUGUUCGGCGGAAACCCACGCUACGAGAACGUGCCACUGAUCGGACGUGGAUCUCCGCCCCCUUCGAUAUACUCUCAGCAGUAUAGAAACAGAUACUCCCCCAGCAUGAGGGCCACCUACCUGUCCAUGACCGAGGAACAGAUCCGACACUUUGGGAACGACUUCCAAGCAUAGACUUCUUUAUUUCUCCGAGGAGGAGAACAGCAUCAACGCAAGCAAACACACACACACACACACACACACACACACACAAUGGAGUGUGUUGUGUGUCUUCUCCAAGCGUCGCGAAGACCAACAGUGCAACAUCUCCUUGGUCUCAGGACAACAUCAGAACCGCGUCCGUGCUGUUCUCCGUGCGUUGUGCCGCGCUCAUUAAUGAUUCAAUCUCACCUUUGUGCCCCCAGAGUCCCUUUGUGGAAGAAAUGUGCCCCGCUCUUAAUCUGUCGUGCUCCCUUGUCACCUGACGCACGUCUUGAAAUACGAACUGCUUAAAGCCGCCUUGUUGUCGGUGCGAGUCCGUCGGGUUAAACAUGGAGAUGAAACAGAUGAUUCAUAAUUUGGGUGGAGCUGAACACGUCCCUGAGCUGAACAAACUUAAUUUACAUCCAAGUCUCCGAAAGUGAAAAAAAUAUAUAAUCACGCCACAAUGUUUUUCUACGUAUUAUGCUUCGUGCUUGGUAUUUUGUGAAGCACAGACCCCGCACCGCCGGCACACAGGAGCGGGUUCUGCCGCGUUAUAAUUUAUUUUCCCUUCAUCCACGGACACGCCUGCGGGGGAAACUUUAACGUUUUGGAAAGUCUCCGGGCGAUGAGGCCACGACGUCUGUAAAUAAAAGUGUAAAUGUACAAUAACGGACCGUUGUCUUACUCUGAUUUGAUUUUCUUUUUUUAAACAACGUGCCAUUUAAAAAAAAAAUAUGUGUCACAUAGGAUCAUUUUUCUUUUCUUCCAAAGGGCCAUUAAUUCAUAUCGUCCGUGUAUCUAAUUCAACUAAUGCGAUGAAGAUCCUGCUGUAAUUCGUUGGGAAGCUGCGCUGCACUAACUGUAAUUAACGAGACUAUUCAGGUAAUUGUUUGCAACAGAGCACGGUUGACGUGACUAACAGUGUUUGUGUUUUUCUGUAGGGGGGUUGUAAAACAUGCAGCGUCUGAAGAUUUGUGUCGUGUCCUUCAGCAUGUUACACUGUACAGGCACUGAGAGUGGUGCUUAAUUCCGUGUGUGUGUGUGUGUGUGUGUGUGUGUGACCUCCGACUGUGGCCGGGGUCUUAAUUGUGAGUUGAAUAAACCAUUUUUUUUUUUGGAGUA